GCAUCAGAUCAGUCUCAGUCAGUUACUCAUCUCUGCUGAGUGAACUGCUGAAUCCUCAGUGCUGACGUACUGUUGCUGCUGCACCUAGCCACAGUCUGGACCCUAAACCUUCAUCUACCGUCGACGCCGUCCUCAUUUGGAUGGCUCAACUUCUUCUGCAGCCGUGGAACACUAACAGAUAAAUCUUUGAACCUCAAAGAAACAAUUCACAAUUAAAAUGAGCUGGUAUACUAGCCUCAUUUCUAGACAUCCUGUGGUGAUUCUUGUGGCAGUUGCUGUCUUCUCUGUCUCUUGCAUUAUCAUAUCCCUUACAACAAUCAAGCUCCCAAAUUUUUCGGAUCCACAGUUGGGCUUUGAAGCUCGGGGAACAUUGAUAUCAACAAGACUGACGGCUUGGCAAAACUUGUUGGAAGCGACCCGACCCUCAGGACCCUUGACAAAUAACCCUCUUGGAGACAGGAUUGUGGAAGAGGAAGAGAGGAAGAAGAAAGAGAAGAAAGAAAAGGAAAAGAAAAGGAAAGAGGAGAAGCAGGACAAACAAACUCUUCAUGACCAAGUAUUUCAUUCUAAGGGAUUAAUGACCGGGUCAGUGAAAGACUUUGCUAACAAAGCAACUAACAGCAUAUCCUCUGUUAACGUACACGAGUCUUCAACAAGAAGUAGGAAACAUUACGUAGGAGACAACAAUAUCACAGUGAUUGUUGUUGAUGAAGAGGAUCGUAAUUCAAGUAGAAUAAAUAACAAUUGGCUGGAACUCAAGAAACUAAAUGCACCUUUGGAGGUAAAAAACUUUGACGAUUUUGAUGAAGAGGUCCUCGAUAAUCACUUUCAUGACGAUCACAAUCAUCUUGGUGAAGACGGGUUUUUUUGCAGCUCAGGACCAGGGCCAGAGUAUUCCCGGGUGGUUGUGUCUGCUAGAGGAGACGUAGACCUGAUGACAGAGAAGGCUCUUAAGCAGGUUUGCCAACUGGAGCAAUAUCUCACCAGCCGUCCAGGCUACAAUGACGUGUGUGAGAACAUGCGCAGAGGCCAGUGUUGCCAACCUUGGUCACUGCCUAACUACAUUGCCAUGCUGCAUAACCACUCAUCGUGCUUCAACAUUACGGAGGAAGAUGUAAAAGAGACUCGGGAGCUGAUAGAGAACUGUUCUCACUUGUACUACAGUCUUCGGCUGCUCCCAGACAUGGUCAGCAAGGAGCUGCCGCUCGCUUGUCGUAGACACAACGCUGUGUACAGCCUGAUGCAUUACAUUCUGGACAUGUCGUUUAUGCCUCCUAAUAGUAAUGAGUCUGGUGUUUUGAGAAAUACUGUGUUAUUCCUACCGAUGGCUCGCAGCUCGGCAGUUUUGGAAUAUUACAACAUAUUAGAAGGCAAAAACUUACAGAUUGGGGACGUCUAUGUCUCGGCUAUUGAUUUUGGUCUGAAGAACACGCUGUUUGACGAGUACCUGAUGCGCGACAUGUGGCUGAUUGCUAUGGGAGCCGUGUUUGUGCUCGGCUGUAUGUGGGUUUACACCGGUUCUUUUUUCAUCACCGUCAUGACCAUCAUUGCUAUCGCUUUCUCACUCGGAGUCGCCUAUUUCAUCUACACUCUCAUCUUCGAGCUACAUUUUUUCCCUUUUAUGAAUCUGCUUGCUUCGAUCGUCGCUGUCGGUAUCGGUGCAGACGACGCCUUCAUCCUGACCAAGAUGUGGCAGUGCACCAAGGCAGAAUCCUGCAACCUCACGAUACAUAGACUAGUGCAAGUGACGAUGAAGCAUUCCACCCUAUCUAUGUUUGUGACUACUGUCACCACAGCGGCUGCCUUCUUCUCGUCCUACGUCAGUGCGGUUACAGCUAUCCGCUGUUUUAGUGUGUUCGCAGGACUAGCUGUUCUAGUGAACUACGCCCUCAUGAUCACAUGGUUGCCUGCCUCCAUAGUUCUGUCAGAGAGAGUGUGCUGGGCCCCCCUCCCCUACCUCACUACGCUACCUCUCAAUCUUCUUGAGUCUGUCGGAUCCUCAUUAAACAACCUGGUGGUCGUGUCUGUGAUGAACCUCCGCUAUUUGUGGUUGUGUUUGUUGACUGCCGUUGCCAUCGCCAGUAUUUCCGUCGUCUUUUACUGGCCUAGGCUGAGACUCCCCGACUCUGCAGACUUUCAACUCUUUGCCGCCAGCCACCCUUUUGAACAAUACGACUACAUCUACAAGAACAAGUUUUGGUUCGAAAAACCUCAAAAGGUUGAAACUGGGGAGAACAACGCUCUAAUGCCUCUGAGGUUUGUGUGGGGAGUUGUCCCCGAGGACAACGGGGAUCAUCUGGACCCAGCAUCCCGCGGGACUCUUCAGAUAGAUUUCACCUUUGACAUGGCUGCCCCGGACUCCCAGGCGUUUCUUAUGAAAUUCUGCCACAACCUGAGGGUGCAGCCGUUUUUCCAAGCUACGCCGGGGCUGUUUCUACCAAACUGUUUUAUCGAGACCUUUGUUGACUGGAUGAACCAGCGUUGCCAUGACCCUGUGGACCCAAAGAAAAGCAGAGUUCCGUGCUGCGAGUCGGCCAAGUUCCCGUUUGAGAGGAAGGUGUUCAACCAAUGCCUCCCGCAAGCGAUUCACUCCCUCCUGCGAACACCCCAGAACUUGGUCGUUCCGGGGGUGGCAGGGCCGAGGUUUCAGCGAACCGGUUCCAAGAAGUCGCCCAGAGUAAGGGCUGUUGUGAUAGAAUACGACAGCAACCUGGUGCAUUCGACUUCGUACUCGGAAAUGGAUUUGUUCUUUAAAGAGGUGGAGGCAUGGAGCCAGAAAGAAAUGGCCAAGGCUCCUCCGGGAAUGAGAAAUGGGUUUUUCGUCAGUCAGCUAGCAUUUUACGAUUUACAACACACAUUAGCCAGAGACACAGUUCUCGCCAUCGCCGUGUCUCUCGCAGUCUCCCUGGUGGUUCUGUUGAUUGUCACAUUGAAUGUUCUCGUCAGUCUGUUUGCCAUCCUCUCCAUCACUUGUAUCAUAUUUGUCACCGUUGCCGUCCUCGUUCUCAUCGGAUGGAAACUAAAUGUGCUUGAGUCUGUGGCGAUAUCCGUCGCGAUUGGAUUGGCUGUCGAUUUCAGCCUUCACUACGCCGUUACGUACAGAUCUUGCAAAGACAAGGACAGCAGAUCACAGUGUGUAAUCUUCUCCCUACAGCGCAUGUCAGGCCCCACGUUGAUGGCUGCCCUAACCACGGCCGCUGCAGGUGCCUUUAUGAUCCCGUCGUCUGUACUAGCCUACAUACAGAUUGGAGUGUUCCUAGUGCUGGUGAUGGUGGUCAGCUGGGGCUAUUCCACAUUCUUCCUCAUGUGCCUCCUCGCGCUGGCCGGACCACAGAGCAACUUCGGUCAGCUGCAUUAUCCCAAUAUGCGAGGGUUGUGCAAGAAGCGGUCAGAUGGCAGCCGCCCGGACAGUGACAAGACUGUUUACAUUAAUGUGUUGUCGGAAGCCUCGCUGUCAACGUCGUCCACCAUGUGCGCUCUGCAUUUAUCCACCAAUGAGACCCACGAGCUUGAUGCACUCACGAGGCACAGUUGCAGAUGUAACAGGUACAGUCGCAGAUCACGGCGGUCUGGCAGUUUGUCGCAGCCAAGCAGUCGCAAGGUGUCACUACCAGCAGAACAGAGUCCGUCGGCUACCUCGGCCACAACCAUCAUACAUGACGAUGACCUUGACCUGCCUCAGUCAUGCAAUCAUGUGUCCUAGACGACAGGCUGAAGACUGAUGGGACUUCUUGCGACCAGUGUCUGGUGCUGAGACAUCUCCUGUUCCGAUGUCAAAACAACACGGUGUCUGCAUUGCGACACAUGUUGAUGUUGUAUUUGCAUCGAGACGUCUUAAGGUAUUUGAGACAAGGAUUCGUAGCGAUGCAACCCAGCAUCAUUGAGACAUUACGAUGUCUGGCGUCGGAAUUACGACGCCCACCAUACAUUGCUCAUCUAUAUUUUAGGAUAUAAAGAUAUCAUCUGUAAUUCUGUGAUCUGUGUGCUAUUAGCUAUCGUUAGAACUUGCUCAAUUCAUUCUUCCAUUUCUGAGCCACUCUGAUUGGUGACGAUUGAGCUAUAGUCCUCGCCACCCUAAGUUGAGGCAACCAAAGGCCGCA
Messenger RNA from Macrosteles quadrilineatus (aster leafhopper), 4100 nucleotides. It is a transcript of the gene disp, whose product is annotated as protein dispatched. The record is from RefSeq and is a predicted model, not a curated record. Lineage: Eukaryota; Metazoa; Arthropoda; Insecta; Hemiptera; Cicadellidae. The coding region runs from base 218 to 3703 and encodes 1161 amino acids. Gene Ontology annotation, cellular component: membrane. The transcript has 22 exons.